AUGUCGCUCUCCAACGACGACCCCGAGUCGGGCUCGCGCGACAUGGUCGCUGCCCCCAAGUCUCAGCGCUCUGGGUUCUACCGCUGGUACGCUAGCGCAUGGACGCAGACGAUCAUCGUGUCGUUUUGCUGUUUCUGUCUGCCAGGCAUGUACAAUGCCAUCUCGGGCAUGGGUGGUUCCGGUCAGCUUGACCCCACUGUUGGUGCCAACGCAUCAGUCGCCCUCCUCUCAGUCGGUGCUGCUACAGGUCUCCUCGUCGCGCAGCCCGUCUUUGACAUCUUCGGUAUCCGCACCAUCAUCCUGGGCGGCUGGACUUAUGCGCUUUACACCGGCUCCCUUCUCUGCUACAACCACACCCACAACGGCGCCUUUGUCAUUGCGUCGGGUGCGAUCCUGGGUCUCGGCGCCUCCUUCCUCUGGGUCUGCCAGGGUGCCAUCAUGCUGUCAUACCCGCUCCCCAACAAGAAGGGUCUCUCCAUCAUGGUCUUCUGGAUCAUCUUCAACUUUGGCGGUAUGAUUGGCUCGUUCAUCUCGCUCGGCCUCAACUACAACCGUAUCAAGGCUGGCACCGUCAACGACGGCACGUACGUUGCCUUCAUGGUCAUCAUGAUCAUUGGUUGGGUCCUCUGCUUCUUCCUCCUCCCCUCCGAGAAGGUCAUCCGCUCCAACGGCACCCACGUCGUCCCCAUCCGUCACUCGGACGAGGAGCCCAUGCACUGGUGGCAGAACUUCACCCAGACCGCCAAGCGCGAGUUCUUCCACAUGCUCAAGCUCAAGGACGAGCCUCGUAUUCUCUUCCUCCUGCCCCUCUGCUUUGCCGCCAACUGGUUCUACAGCUACCAGCAGAACAUUGUCAACGGCAAGUCGUUCACCCUCCGCGCGCGUUCCCUCAACUCGGCCCUCUACUGGGGUGCCCAGAUGUUCGGCGGUGCCGCCAUCGGUCUGAUCUGUGACAUGCCAUGGUUCACCCGUCCCCGCCGCGCGCUUUGCGCGUGGGCCUUUGUCUUUGUCAUGGGCAACGUCAUCAUGGGCGGUGGUCUCGCGUACGAGAACUGGUUCGAGGCUCAGGACAAGCUCAACUUUAUCGACUUUUCCGACGGCAAGCUCUACGUCGGCCCCGCUUUCUUGUACAUCUUCUACGGUAUGCUCGAUGCCUUCUGGCAGGGCUUUGCCUACUGGAUGCUGGGCGCGCUCUGCAACACCCCCAAGGAGGCUGCGCGCUUUGUCGGUGUCUACAAGUCCAUGCAGUGUGUCGGUGGUGCCGUCGCCUACCGCCUCACCGCCAACCACCUCGCUGCUCGCAAGCAGUUCAUUUCCAACUGGGUCAUCAUCGUCGCUGCCCUCAUCUGCGCGCUUCCCGCCGUCUUCAUGAUCACCGAGCCGACCGAUAUGGAGAAGCGCGGAGAGUUUGUCAGCGACGAAGACGACAGCCCCGGUGCCAAGAACAAGAUCGCCCACCAGCACAUGCACGAGAAGGACGUUCCUACGAUGCAGCACUAG
Messenger RNA from Apiotrichum porosum, 1500 nucleotides. RefSeq lists its product as uncharacterized. The transcript has 4 exons. The coding region runs from base 1 to 1500 and encodes 499 amino acids. The record is from RefSeq and is a predicted model, not a curated record. NCBI's taxonomy places the organism in Eukaryota, Fungi, Basidiomycota, Tremellomycetes, Trichosporonales, Trichosporonaceae.